AUGGAGGCCUCGGAAAUAGUAGAUUGCCAUCUUGCGACUGCAAUCGAAACGUUCAAACUUGCAAUGAUUCAGAGCACCAAAUUCCAUACCUCCCUAGUCAAAUAUUCCCCGCCGGAUAUGCAAACUCUCAAUGCUAGGGCACAGAUCUACAUCCGACUUGAGGAGAAUGUAGCCCACCGAGCGCAACAUGCCACCCUCGUCACAGUGGAGAAUAAGCCUCGGGAAAAAGUUUCAAAUUCAAAAAGCCAAAAAAGCCAGCAUGCCUCAGCCCCAGUCGCUCAGGCACCUGAGAAGAGGCAGAAGAUAGAGGAAAGAUCCCUUAGGCGACAAGUGGAGAACAUGAUAAUCAAGGGUGAGUUAGCAGAAUACCUUACAACAAAGGCAUACGUGAAGCCUCGGGAGAUCAAUCCUCAGAAAAUGGAAGGUAAUCAAGUAAAGGUCAUCCAUGCAAGACAUGGGAGAUCAGAGGACGACCAAGAGUCGGAAGAAGUAUAUAGAUCCAGACUGAGGGCAGCCUAUAAGUUAAGGAAGUUAUCCUCGGUGAACACUAUCACUUCGGGCAGUAUCAGUAUUAGGUUCAGCGAUGGAGAUUUAUCCAGAGUUCAACUCCCCCACGAGGAUCCACUAGUCAUCAGCCUUCUGGUGGCAAAUUGCAUGAUCAAAAGGGUUUUGAUAGACCCAGGUAAUAGCUCCAAUAUUAUCACAAAGGCGGUCUUUGAGCAGCUGGAAAUCCCGUCAUCAUCAAUUCAGCCCACUUCCAGUCCCUUGAUGGGGUUUGAUGGCAUAAAGGUGGACCCCCUUGGGGUGAUUGAUUUAUCAGUUACCGUGGCAAAGAGGACACUGAAGGAGAACUUUGUUCUAACGGAGAUUCAUCCUCUUUAUAAUCUCAUUAUGGGAAGAGGCUGGAUCCACCGAAUGAAUGGGGUUCCAUCUACCCUUCAUCAAGUGAUGCGAUGUUUAUCUCUGGACGGUAAGAAGCAAUUACAGAGCCCUCUGUCUAAGUACCUGAAAGCGGAGGAUGAAGCUGAAGCUACAAAGCCUACAGAGGAAUCCCUUGAGGCUGUUGAAUUUAUCCUCGGCAACCCCCAGAAAAUCACCUACAUGGGCUCCUCCCCCACAGCAGAAGAGAAAAAAGCGUUAGUUACUGUCAUUCGACGGAACGCCGAGGCGUUUGCCUGA
Messenger RNA from Cornus florida, 1179 nucleotides. RefSeq lists its product as uncharacterized. NCBI's taxonomy places the organism in Eukaryota, Viridiplantae, Streptophyta, Magnoliopsida, Cornales, Cornaceae. Bases 1 to 1179 code for a protein of 392 amino acids. The record is from RefSeq and is a predicted model, not a curated record. The transcript is spliced from 3 exons.